AUAAAUGUAAGCCUAACAGAUGCGAACAGUCAUUUGAUUCAAAGUUUUUCAAAGUUUUACAAUGCGCCUUAGCGUUAUACUGAUGGCCUUGGGCGUGGCUGUUGUAGCUGCAGGUCCAACGCGUGAUCAAAGAAUAGUAGGUGGAACGGUGACUACUAUUUCUCAGUAUCCGUUUGGUGCUGCAAUGCUGAUUACUUACGAUGGUUCUACCUAUUGGCAGAAUUGUGGUGGAACCAUCUUAAACAACAGAGCUAUCCUCUCGGCAGCACAUUGUUUCCUAGGUCAUGUGCCAAAUACUUGGCGUAUCCGUGUCGGAUCCACUUACGCCAACAGCGGCGGCGUUGUUCACAAUAUUAACACAAUAAUAUUGCAUCCCAACUACAACCCAACUAUUGAGGACAAUGAUAUUUGUAUUCUGCGUGCUUCCUCUAACUUUGCGUUCAACAACAAUGUGCAAGCUGGAAGGAUCGCUGGUUCUAACUACAACCUUGCUGACAACCAAGUUGUUUGGGCCAUCGGAUGGGGUGCUACCGUUUUUAACGGACCUAGCACUGAAAUUCUGCGUCACGUUCAAAUCUGGACUAUCAACCAAAGCAUAUGCAGACAACGAUACGGCAAUACAGAACUGACUAUCACUGAUAAUAUGUUGUGCUCCGGCUGGCUGGACGUCGGCGGCCGCGACCAAUGCCAACGGGACUCCGGCGGCCCUCUCAUUCACAACAAUGUCAUCGUCGGUGUAUGCUCUUGGGGUUUGGGAUGUGGUAGCCCUCUUUACCCAGGUGUAAAUGCGCGUGUGUCACGUUACACAUCUUGGAUUCAAGCCAACGCCUAAAACGGUUUUAUCAUGUCCCCUAAUAAUCAUACUGUACAUCUUGAAUUGGACAUCAGUACUGUGUAAUUCCAUGCUUUAUGUUACCUAGACAACGAUUGUAUGUUGAGUUAAUUGAUCGCAUAUGAAUAAAUGUACGAGUAUUUUGUUUAAAA
Molecule: messenger RNA, 984 nt
Organism: Papilio polytes (common Mormon)
Lineage: Eukaryota; Metazoa; Arthropoda; Insecta; Lepidoptera; Papilionidae
Product: trypsin, alkaline C-like
Exons: 4
Coding region: 62-832 (256 amino acids)
Biological process (GO): proteolysis
Molecular function (GO): serine-type endopeptidase activity
Source: RefSeq, a predicted model, not a curated record